Molecule: messenger RNA, 4238 nt
Organism: Phyllotreta striolata
Lineage: Eukaryota; Metazoa; Arthropoda; Insecta; Coleoptera; Chrysomelidae
Source: the annotation of a GenBank genome assembly
CGCUAAUGUCAACUGUCACUGUCAAUAUGAAGUUACUGUUGAAUAAGAGGUAAGAGUCAGUAAAAUGUAGUUUAAACAGAAGAUGUUUUUAUAUUUAUGUUGGCACAUGUGAAAUCGGCCAUUUUGGCUCUCUCUUCUUCUUCUUUUCAAAUAGGUUACGAAGCGGAUGUGUGUUUUUGUGUCAUCGUGGAUAUAGCCGGUAAUUUAAAAUAUAAAAAAUAAAAAAUAAGUGAUAAAAAAGUUGACAACGAAAUCCCGUAAGUAUUCCUUUCGUUCUAAACUAACCACCGACUAGUAAUUAUAAUUUGCGCGACAUCGCCAACAAGUCGAAUUGUCCAGUCACGAAUCGACCCCGAUCUCACACAAACACAUCGUUUUCUCUAAUCUCUAAUCUAAAUUCACACCACAACGACCCACCACCGUAGCUUUUAAUUCGUCCUACCCCAAAGAAAUUGCUUAUUUUUAUUUACACGAACGUACAAAUAUCUAGGUUAUGGCCGAUAACGAAGACUUGGGUUUAGGUGACGACCACAUCGAUUCGUUCGACGAGGCGAACGGUAUGCACGACGAGGUCCUCCUAAACGACGCCGACGGAGACGGCAAUGCCGCCGACGACCCCGAAAUGGAGGCCAUCAAGGCCAGAGUGCGCGAGAUGGAAGAGGAGGCCGAGAAGCUCAAGCAGCUACAAAGCGAAGUCGACAAGCAAAUGAACAUGGGCAGCCCCCCCGGCUUGACGAGCCCGUUGAACAUGUCGCUGGAGGAGAAAAUGGAGGUGGACAAUCGCAGCAUCUACGUGGGCAACGUGGACUACGGGGCGACGGCCGAGGAGCUCGAGCAGCAUUUCCACGGCUGCGGUUCCAUCAAUCGCGUGACGAUUUUGUGCAACAAAUACGACGGCCAUCCCAAGGGCUUCGCCUACAUCGAAUUCGGCGACAGGGACUCCGUGCAAAUGGCCAUGGCCAUGGACGAUUCUUUAUUUAGAGGAAGACAAAUUAAGGUGAUGCCGAAAAGAACCAACAGACCGGGAAUAUCGUCGACCAAUCGGCCGCCCAGGGGCAGGGGAGUGUUUAGAGGAACGCGCGGGGGCGCCAGCAGAGGUUUCUACGCGGGAUACAGGCCGAUGCGCCGGCAGAGGGGUUUUAGACGAGGAUAUUUUGCUCCCUAUUAGCGAGGAAAAAAUAUUCUUGUAAAAAAAUAUAAAUCACCCUCAUUAUUUCCUAAGAAAAAAAAUAAUAAAAUAAAAGAAAAAAGAGGACACGAAAAAAAAGGGAAGAAAAAAAAGUGGAAAAAAACAUUUUGUGAUUUUAAGUGUAUUUAAGAAACGAUUGAUUUUCUUAGUUUAAACAAAAGAUAUUGUUUUUUUUAGUAUCGUAAUUUUUAUUUGACGUUCGCCCCUAAGCGAAAAUUUAAAUGAUCUGUUUGAAUUUUUAUUAAUUCCUUUACCAGUUUUCAGGUACCCCUUAGUAUUUCUAAUGGAUUUGUUUUUAUUAUGCAAAACAUGAAAAAAUGUAUUGUCAAAUAUUCAAAUAAAUCAAUGAGAACAUUCGAUUUGUUUGCUUACAAAAUGUGGUUCAGUAAACGCACAGUACAUCGUUGAAUGGAAAUUUGGCAUGGGCCGGUUGGGUGAGAUCCGCCAAAAAGCAAGCAGUCCCGGCCAAGCCUUCGAAUAAACUGUAAGGAUAAUCCGGAGUACGAGCGCCCAUUUGAAAUUCACCGGUAUUCAUGAAACUGUAAAACUCCAACGCCCUGUGCAGGUGCUUCGGAUCCUUGGUCAUCCUAAAAACAAAUAUUGCCUAGCGAAAUUCAGAAUAACUUGACUCUAUCGAAUACCUGAAGAGUAACAGGAAAGCGUAACCGUUUCCGGCAACCCCGUGGCACAAACCGGGCCCCUUUUUCAACAGACCUUUCUCCCAGAUUAAAUCCGCCAUUUUGAGGCAGGAAUUGAGGUAUUUCUCCUCCUUGAAGGUCAUGUAAGCUUUGGCCAUCAGAUAAAUGAUGCCUCCUGCUCCAUGACACCAAUGUACCAGUUUCGAUUGGUAUCCUAUUUCAUCCGUUGCAGAAGGGAAAUUACCUGAAAUUGCUUAUAAAAUCGAUAUCGAAUGAGUUUAAUACAAAUAGUACCCUGUUCGUCUUGUAAAUUUAGCAAGUAAUCGAUGCUUUCUUUAAUACUUUUGGCCUCUUGUGGGUGAGAAUCUAAGUAACCUGGUACGGUAAUCAGUACCUAAAAUACCAAUAAUUAUAUAAGGGACUAUUAUCGUUAAGCGACUAGACGAAUGCCUGUAAAAUCGAGCUCAAUCCGUGCGCUGCACCUAAAUACUCGACUUGGUAAUAGGCGUACAUCAAAGGAGACUUUGAUUUCUGCUGUAAAGCAUAACAUCUACCAGAGUGCACGAUAACGUCGCAAAUCUCGUAAAUAUCGCUCGUUCUAAGAAGUGUUUCCGUUUCUUUAGCCAUCCAAAGAGCCCCCAAAACGUACCCUAAAGCAUUUCAAUAGUACAAUCAAGCAGGCUACAAUGGUUGGUUCUAUAUCGAGUACCUGCCCUUCCUACGAACAAUUCAUCCGAACCAGCGGCCAGGAAUUUGGGUUGUUUCACCGUCUCGGCGCAAUCGUAGUACAAUUGGAUGUAUCGAUUGCUUUGGGGCUCCUGCCCGAUGCAUUUGUAUAUGCAAGCAGCCACUGCGUACACUCCGCAGUUGCCGAGUAUAAAGGACGGGGCCUCCUUGGAGUCGGUCGUGACGUUACCCACGGCCGUCAGGGCCGGUCUGAGGUACUGCACGGCUUUGUUCAAGUACUUGCCAGCGUUCGGUUUGAGCCUCGAUGUCCUGCUCAAAUGGUAAUACAUGUAAGCGACGCCGGCCGUGCCGAGGUACAAUCCAUCGCCGGCGUUUUUGUCGAUGGGUUUGUAGCCGUUUUCUAUUCGCAACAGCAAGUCGUUGAGUUUUUCCAGGAUUUGCGGGGUGGGUAUGUCCGGAGCGGAGCCCCCUUUGUAAUCGGCCUUGGGAUUCGGGAAGUAGCGACUUCGGGCGGUCGCCAUCGAGCCGAAAAUCCUGCGAAACCUUCCAGUGAACGAGCUAUAGUCCUUCAGCAUUUAAUUCAGUAGCAUUUCUUGUUGGAAUUUGUUUACAAACAAAAAUUUUACCGCAUUAGUUAUGUCACUGUCAUUUUGUUUUGGAUGAUCUGUCAAACUACUACAUUUCUGAACGCACCUUAAAGUUAUAAAAAAGAAGAAAUACACACGUGACUUUAGUGACAUGACAUAUGACAGUGACGUUUAUUCUUAAAUUGAUAAAUGUGUCGUAAAAUUAUAAAAUAUCAAAUAAAUUAAUUGUUUUUUCGCUAAAGUUGUUAAAAUAAUGGCUGGUUGUGUUCCUUGUUUUGUUAUUCCACUGCUUCUGUUCAUUUUCCACCGAUAUAUUCAACCGAUACUGCUAAAAAUAUGGAAUCCUUGGGAGAAGUCGUCGAUCAAACAAGAAGGAGAAAAUGAAAAUUGUACAUUUAAUUGCGAUUGUAAGUGGAUGAAGAAGAAGGAGGUAGAUGUACAAGAUAAGGAAGUUCCACCAGUUGAUGAAAAACUUAAAUCGUCUUAAAACACUCGGAUGUAUUUAAUUUUCUUUAUUGUCAUUCCUCUACACGAAUAAGACAAAGUUGCAUUUUUGUGAGUUAUUACUGGCGUUUCCUGUAGUUGUUUUUGUGUUUAUUAUAGAGACUUGUUAUUUGACUCAUUUUGUGUGAAAAUAUGUAUUGUAUGUUAACCAAAAAUAGAUAAUAAAAUAAUUUACUUAUUUAUUUAACAAGCAAUAUAGAAUAUAUUGAUGCGUAUGUAAUAUAUUAACAAUUAUGUAUGCAGAUAAUAAAGAUUGAAUAUGAGUAAGUGCAAAUUUAUUUUGCAAUAUGGUCAUUUCUACUAGUUGAACAAAGAAAGAUUAUUAUUAAAAUAACUGGUUAGAGUUAGAGUGAGAAUGUUGCAAUGCCAUAAAAGCACUCUUUUUCUUUCCUUUAUAGGAGUGCAUGGAAAUUUGCACUUGUGUAUAAUUUAUUUCCAUUUUUUUCUUUAAUUUUCCCAAAUAAUCCGUCAGCUAUUUUUUCAAUCAAAAUUUCAUGAAUGACCAAUGACAAGUAGAGUUAUAACAUUUCCAAUACCUCAAACAGUUUCAUAUCUCUUAAGUUGUUUUUAUUUUUGUCAGAUUCGUUAGAACUAACUACAAAAUUAAAAAGAGCAAAAGCGCAAAAGCUCCCA